ACGUAGUAAAGGACGCAUUAAUUAGCCGGAGGUCGUGGGGCUCGAGCUGCCGCCGCCAUCUUACAGAGAGCUCGGUGUUAACGGCCAUGUACCCGAGCUCGUUGCUCGCCCUGUCUGGGGGAAACCCCUUCAAUGCUCCCCGGUUCCAGCUUGUCACAGAGCCCGUCUCCCCUCGUACACGCAUCGCCAACAAGGCCGCGCCACCCGCUGAACGGGUCGUCCCUCGCCGCAGGCUGGCCGCGGCCGCUGCAGCUCCUUCCCCCGCCAUCACAGAGCAGGAACAGUACAGUUGCGAGUAUGGCUCGGCUCGCUUCUACGCCCUGUGCGGUCUGGGCGGUAUCCUGAGCUGCGGGACGACCCACACGGCCGUGGUGCCCUUGGACUUGGUGAAGUGCCGGAUUCAGGUGGACCCUGGAAAAUACCAGAGCAUCUUCAAAGGGUUUUCUGUCACUGUGAGAGAAGAUGGUAUUCGUGGUCUGGGAAAAGGUUGGGCCCCAACCUUCAUUGGUUAUUCGAUGCAAGGGCUAUGCAAAUUUGGUUUCUAUGAAGUUUUCAAGAACAUAUAUGGUGAACUACUAGGUGAAGAAAACGCUUAUCUCUGGCGUACGUCUUUAUACCUUGCUGCAUCAGCCAGUGCUGAGUUCUUUGCUGAUAUUGCACUUGCUCCAAUGGAGGCUUGUAAGGUCCGUAUUCAGACUCAGCCUGGCUAUGCCAACACUCUUAGAGAAGCUCUUCCUAAAAUGUAUGCUGAAGAAGGUCUCUGGGCAUUUUACAAAGGUGUUUCCCCUCUGUGGAUGAGGCAGAUUCCCUACACGAUGAUGAAGUUUGCUUGCUUUGAGCGUACGGUUGAAGCAUUAUAUAAAUAUGUGGUGCCUAAACCUCGUGACAAUUGUACCAAAGCUGAGCAACUGGUGGUGACAUUUAUUGCUGGUUAUAUUGCUGGUGUUUUUUGUGCUAUUGUAUCUCACCCUGCUGACUCUGUGGUGUCGGUUCUGAACAAGGAAAAGGGUAGCAGUGCAUUACAGGUUUUGAAAAGGCUUGGACCUCUAGGAGUGUGGAAAGGGCUUUUUGCCCGUAUUAUCAUGAUUGGCACUCUGACUGCCCUACAGUGGUUUAUCUAUGACUCUGUUAAGGUCUACUUCAGGCUUCCUCGUCCACCUCCCCCUGAGAUGCCAGCAUCGCUGAAAAAGAAGCUUGGGUUGAAGUAAAAAUGGGUGGACUUAAUUUGUUGCCCUGGCUAAGUCCGAUAUGUCGCAUAAGGCAUGUAAAAGACCUAUUUAAUACUGAGAAUAUCAUGUCUGUAAUGUCAUGUUGAUGAAGCUUGGCAGUGAGUGCAGAGUAUUCAUCAACGCCAAUUCUGAAUAAAGAACAGUGACCCAA
Hemiscyllium ocellatum (epaulette shark) is the source of this 1380-nucleotide messenger RNA. RefSeq names its product solute carrier family 25 member 3-like. Gene Ontology annotation, molecular function: phosphate transmembrane transporter activity. The transcript has 7 exons. The record is from RefSeq and is a predicted model, not a curated record. Lineage: Eukaryota; Metazoa; Chordata; Chondrichthyes; Orectolobiformes; Hemiscylliidae. Gene Ontology annotation, cellular component: mitochondrial inner membrane. The coding region runs from base 87 to 1208 and encodes 373 amino acids. Gene Ontology annotation, biological process: mitochondrial phosphate ion transmembrane transport.